AUGAGUUUAGCCAAUACAAAAGCCACAAAAUCAAGACCUCUUAUCAAUAACCCGAUAUUUCCUUGGUCUCAGAUAAAAUUAUUGCCAAAUGAUAAUAAUUUUUUUCCAAGAUAUGGUCAUUCUUCUUGUUCAAAUGCGAUUAAAAAUGAAUUAUAUUUCUUUGGUGGAAUAUCAAAUGAAAAAUUUAAUAAUGAUGUAUUCUUAUUAAAAACUAAGACUUGUAAUAUUCAAGCUAUCAAAACUACUGGUAACAUCCCAUCACCUCGUAUUGGUCAUACGCAUGUACGAGUGGGAUCAAAUUUAUUAGUCUUUGGAGGAAAACUUGAAAACAUUGAAGAUAAACCAGAUUACAAUUUAUAUGUUCUAAAUAAAGAGACAAAAAAAUGGACAAAACCAUCUAUAAAGGGUGUUACGCCUCUUGGAAGGUUUGGUCAUACAGUCGUAUUAAUAGGUUCUAUAAUGUAUAUAUUUGGAGGUUGUAUAGACGAUUAUUAUUUAAAUGACUUGGUCGCAUUUGACACAAAAUAUCUUGAUAAUAACGAAGCUCAUUGGGAAUUUAUUGAUCCAGCAAAUGAACCUCCACCUGGAAGGACAGGGCACAUCUCUUGUGCAUAUAAAGGAAAAAUUUACAUAUUUGGUGGAACAGAUGGUGAAAAAUGUUAUAAUGACACUUGGUGUUACGAUAUAAAUACAAGGGAAUGGACAGAGAUAACUUGUAACAAUGUUAUUCCCGUUCCACGUGAAAGUCAUGGGUCAGCUUUAGUUAACGAUGUUUUAUUUAUUUUCGGUGGAAGAACAAAAGAAGGAAAAGAAUUGUCUGAUUUAGCAGCUUAUGGAAUUAAUAAAAGGAGGUGGUAUAUGUUUCAAAGAAUGGGUCCUUCACCCACUCCUAGAUAUUGGUUAACCUUAUCUUCUUCAAACCACAAGGUGAUGAUAUUUGGAGGAGAUUCCGCGAACCCGUCUAAGCCAGAUAAAGAAGGACUUAUUCACGUUUUGGAUACUUCAAAGAUAAAGUAUCCAAUCGGAUCAUACCCUCAAAAUUCUUCACAAUCUCAAUCAGCUCCUUCCCGGUUACAAAUAGUUUUAUCUUCAUUUCCUCAAAAGAAAUCACUUCCAAAGUUACGAUCGCAAUCAUCAAAAAAAGGAAAAGAAAUUGUUAACGAAAUUAAUAAUAAUAAAAAAAUCGAAUUAAAAGCAAGAAAUCCUGAUAUAAAGUCUUCGUCAAGACCAUCAUCGUCAUCAUCUUUUCGUAAUAUUAAUGUUGCAACAACAUCAACACGUGAACAUUUAACGAGAACUGGUGGAAUUAAACGUCAAUUAAAAAAUCCUUUAGAGAAGAGAAAACAAUCACAACGAACUAAAUAUUUUGAAAACAAUAAAAUUAACGAAUCACCUAAGGGUGGGUUGAAAAGACAAAAUAGUGAUCGUUCCUCCAUAAAUCCAAGUCCUAAACCAAAAGGUGCAAGAAUGUUAAGAGAGGAGAAAAAUCAAAUAAAAUUAAGGAAUUUCGAAAAUCCCGAAACUUCUAGUAUCAAUUCCUCUAAAGAUUCUUCAAUCCCUAUUAAGGGCGCGUCUUCAGUUAAUUUAAAAGAAGAAAUUCCCGACGAUCCUUCACCGACAAUUCAAAUUACGUCGUCCAAAGACGUUUAUUUCCAAGAAAGUAGCAAACCACCACCAGUUCGUCCACCAAGGCGUCGUUUAUUUUCAGAUCCGUCAUCGGUUAACGUAAAACAGACGAAACGUGUUACGGUAACUUACAACGAAGAAGACGAUUUGAUAAUAACAACCACCCCUUCCUCUUCAAUAGCGAGUUCAGACGGUGAUCAUUAUCCGACGACACGAUUCUCUUCGUUGGAACGGGAAAAUUUUUUAGAAAGAUUAUCGGAAGCAGAUUUUAAAAUAUCCGAAUUAAGAAAACGCGAAAAGUUAUAUCAAGCUGAAAUCGAUUUGGCGAGAAAAGGCGGGUUCAUACCAACCUUCAGCUUUAAUGAAUCUAAUAAUGAUCUGUUGGAAAAUAUGAUUGAUCUUAAUGAAUUUAUUGACAUUGGAGAACCAGGAACUGAAAAAUUUAAAGUUAUCGAAGCUAUUAUUAAAUUAAGUCACCAAUUACAAAAGGCCAAGGAAGCUAUUUCGAAUCAAGAAAGGAUCGCUUCACAAAAGGUUUUAGAUUUUGAAAGAUUAUACGAUGCGUCACUGGAAGAAACGUCAUAUUUUAAAACCAAAUUCACCGCGUUGAUAAACGAAUACGAAACCGAUAGAUUAACGAAAUCCGCGAAUGAAGUUCAAGAAAUAAAACAACAAUUAAGCGAAAAAACACAGAUAUUAGAAAAGACAACCAAGGACGUUGAAGAUGCAAAGGAUAAGGUUGAAUUUAUACGAGGAGUUUUUUCAAACAAGAUCAAUCUUGAACCAAAUGUUCAAGGAAAUAUGUCGGCCCAAAUGGAAAAAUUAAAUGAGAAAUUAAUUGACGUGGAAAGUCAUAAUGAAAAAUUAGAAAAUAGGCUCAGAGAAUUACAAGACACGAUGAAUUCUCAUUCCAACGUUAGAAAUUCCAUAUUACAAGAAUACGCAGAUCAACAAUUAGAAGAACAAAGGAAGGAUUUUGAAAGGGAGAGAGAAUCACUUUAUCAACAAAUUCAGGAUUUACAAUCCAAGAUUAACCUUGCAAAAGAAGAGAAGAAUCUAAUGUAUCAAGGUUAUGAAGCUUUAAGGAGAGUUUAUGAAUCUUUGAGGAGACAGAAUGAUUCAUUAAAAAAAUCAAACGAAGCAUUGAAGGAACAGUCUUUGGAAUCCGAAAAGAAAGGUAGACAAUUAAUAAGUGAAUUGCUUAAGAGGGGAACCGAACUGAAACGAGUAGAAGAGAAUUUGAAGCCACCCUUGGAAGAAAUUCAAGAGGAGAUGGAGCAACAUAGAUGGGAACAAGAAAAGGAAUCGUUGAAACGAGAAAUUUCACAAUAUCAGCAAACAAAAGUAGGCCUUGAGAAAAAUAAUACCGAAUUAAAACGAAAUGUAGAUGAAACGGAAGGUAAGAUUGCAAUAUUGUUGGAUCAAAUGGAGAAUGUUGUUGAUUCGUAUAGAGGAAUUGAAGAUAACAUCAGAGAGGGUGGUAGUCCCGCUUUGAUCGGACCUACGUUACGGAAUCAAAUCAGUUCAAGCUCACUUAAAAAAAGUUUUAGUUCUUCAAACUCAGAUGCUGGUUCGUCAUCACAUAGCUUAGUUUAA
Funneliformis caledonium is the source of this 3222-nucleotide messenger RNA. NCBI's taxonomy places the organism in Eukaryota, Fungi, Glomeromycota, Glomeromycetes, Glomerales, Glomeraceae. The record is from the annotation of a GenBank genome assembly.